AAUAAAAAGUGAAAUGUUCCCAGUGCGAAUGCCUCCGGACCCGAGGGGUGUCGAGGGUUUAUGAGACAUUGGGGGAAAAAAUUGGAAUUGCGAUUCGGCGAUUCUUUCUCCGAUUUUUAAAGCCAAAUGAUCUCUCGGUGGAAUUCAAUCCGUGAAUUUUCUCCACCCAUUCACUGAUUCUUUAGUCGCGUACAGAAUAAAAUUCAAUGCGACUUAUCCAGCACAAAGGUGAAGCUAUCCGACAUUUUCCAAUUGGCUGAGAAAUGCGAGAUAUUUUUCCCUAUUCCCUUUGACUACUCUUAUUCAAUUUUAUUAUUCACAGGUAAUCGGGCGAUGGUGAAAAACGUCGAGGGGUUGGAAAUAUCGAUGGAGUGAAUUUUCUCCCGUUGAUUCCACAGCCGAGAGGAGGAAUGGGCCUUGGGGCCUUUGACGUAAUACUCGUCCUUGUUUCCACUUCGGGCCUUAUUCUCAAUGCCUACGUGCUGCUUGUUGCUCUUGGCCUCAAUAAACAAACUCAACAGCAACAGACAGCUAAUACUGUACUCCUGCUAGUACACCUUGGAGUUGUGGAAUCAGCUGUUUGCCUUGCGAUAUUGCUGUUCAGCAGUGGUGGAUGGCCAUUGGCAGGACCCUGGUGCACUCUGUACGGUUUUAUCUUCAAUGCCCUGCAUCCAGUGGCACUUUGGACAGUCACCGGGCUGAAUUGUGAUAGGUACUACGCGAUAUCAGCACCACUCCACUACACAGCAGUGGUGUCCAGGAAACGAGUAAUCCUCGGUCUUAUUACCUCUUGGAUUUUUCCCCUCCUCCUCUGUCUCCCUCCACUAUUCGACAUUGCACCGUCCUAUAAAUACAAUUACGAUUUUGGCUGUUGUGUCCCAGAAUUUACCAACUCCUGGGGCACAACUGGAAUAAUCUAUGCAACAAUUUACGUUUUACUCGGCCUAAUGCUCCCAGUCUUCCUCGUGACACUCUGCAAUCUCCGGGUCCUCGGAAUCGCGAGGUAUCAUCGGCACAGAAUUGCCAGUGCCAUUUAUGAGGUGACCUUGAGCGCUCAAGUCACGAUAACACAUCAGAGGAAUCCAUUCUAUGUGCCAACGAUAACAGCACCGAGUGCUGGGGGACCACCGAGAUUUCACAGUGCUGCCAGCACUGUCAUGCAACUGGUUGUUCCUCUCUAUCUCCUCUACUUCCCGUACUGUGGAUUAAUCCUGUGGGAGGCGUGGAGUGGUAAAUCUGUACAAAAUGGCCCAAAUACCCACAUGUGGAUAGCGUCCUUGGCCUCACUACUGUUAGCCCUUUCACCCCUGAUUAAUGGAAUCCUCUACGGAGUUAAGUCACGAACACUUAGAAGAUCCUUUCAGAAUUACCGGAGGAAAAAAGUCACAAAGUCGGAGCUUCAACAGGAAAUACAGGCGAGGACACCGAGUGCAGCUGGAUCUAGGCGAGCAUCAGGGAGUGGUCCCGUAUCAUUAUUUCCAUUUCCACCCACUCAGAGACGUCUUAGUGAGGCACUACUUUAUUUAGGUACUCAUUCAAGGGGUCAGGGCUUUGACAGUGAAAAUACCAGGUGUUUCAGCAAAAGCAGAAUGCAGUUUGCCUCGUGCAAUACGCUACAAGUACCCACUCCUGAAUCCGGGGAUGCUGCAACGAAACCCGUACGCACAAGCGCAAGCGCAGCAAAUCUCAUAGAUCCGGCUUAUCGUCAAGAUACAGCGAGUGUGACACAGUAUGACACAUACCCAAAUUCAUCAAAACGCAGUCCCCGUAUUCUCAUAACACGUACAUACAGUACCGAGAGCCCAGAGGGCGGAAGUCCUCUCCUGAAACGCAACCGCCCACCGCCUAACUCAUCCCCAACAUCAAACGAAAGAAGCAGAUGGAGAAACACAAGUGCAGGAAGUGACAGUAGCACUGGUAGCAGUGAUUUGAGCGUUUGGACAACGAAAAUAUCGCCGAAGGGUGAUAUCGUGAAUUUUAAAAGUUCAGUUGACAAUUGGCCAGUUGGCAGGCGUUUUACACGUGUUAAGACCCUUGAGGAAGGGCCAACGAUGUUCGCUGGUACCCGAAGAAGUAAUAAUAGCGAGAGCAGCGAUACAACUGAUACGACAGCUACAACCACAACAUCGACACUACCGUCCAGGACUACUGUACCCACAGCAGAAAAGACGAGCCCUGGAGACACGAGGGAGGAGUCCAAAGAGGGCGAUAGCGAGAGUGAAUCGACAUGGUCUAGUGGAGAUGAGAACGGAAAAUUGAAUGAAUGUAAUGGUGAGAAGAUUAUUCACGAUGGUAAGAGGAAUGGGGGUGAAAUUGUCAAGGACAUUCACUGCGGAGAACCGAGAAAGUACAAGAGAAAGAGGAGGGAAAGGGGUGAGAUAUUGAAGGGUGAGGGGGAACGAGAGGGGGCAAUGCAACUGAGACCUCUCCUCACACCCUCGUCAUAGAUGAAUACAAAUUAUUCUCGUAUUUCUCAUCGAUGUUGUCUUUUUUCCCCCAUUCUCCAUUUUUAAUGGUCCCCUCUCGUGAAAAUCGCCCGAAUAAUUGCAUAAAAUUUAAAAAUAUUCGGACUAUUUUUACAUUACCGAGAAUUAUUCCUUUUUUAUUCAUUAAUUCUCUCAAUUAUUCCUUCCCUCGUGCAUACCUGCGCUGAUUUAUUUAUUAUUACCCGCGAUUACAGGCAAUUAUCGAUUAAUUUUUUAAUGUGAAAACGCGAGAAACUAUUUGACAUCCACAUCUCGAUUAAAAACAUAUCCAUGAAAUGAUAUUUUUGUACUGAUCCUCAGGAGUCCGACCGCUGAAAAUAAUUAGCAAGAUGCAAUUGAAGGAAA
Messenger RNA from Fopius arisanus, 2831 nucleotides. RefSeq lists its product as uncharacterized. The record is from RefSeq and is a predicted model, not a curated record. The transcript has 9 exons. NCBI's taxonomy places the organism in Eukaryota, Metazoa, Arthropoda, Insecta, Hymenoptera, Braconidae. Gene Ontology annotation, cellular component: membrane. Gene Ontology annotation, biological process: G protein-coupled receptor signaling pathway. Gene Ontology annotation, molecular function: G protein-coupled receptor activity. The coding region runs from base 411 to 2447 and encodes 678 amino acids.